This is a messenger RNA of Copidosoma floridanum, 3682 nucleotides long. It is a transcript of the gene Taf2, whose product is annotated as TATA-box binding protein associated factor 2. Lineage: Eukaryota; Metazoa; Arthropoda; Insecta; Hymenoptera; Encyrtidae. Gene Ontology annotation, molecular function: metallopeptidase activity; zinc ion binding; RNA polymerase II general transcription initiation factor activity. Gene Ontology annotation, cellular component: transcription factor TFIID complex. Gene Ontology annotation, biological process: transcription initiation at RNA polymerase II promoter. The record is from RefSeq and is a predicted model, not a curated record.
AUGAAGAAAGACAAAACCGCUGACACAAGUCGGCCUUUUAAAUUAGCCCAUCAAAUUGUAAGUCUUACAGGCAUAAGCUUUCAAAGGAAAAGUAUCAUUGGAAUGGUUGAACUGACAAUAAUUCCAUUAAGAGAUAAUCUGAGAUUUAUUCAUUUGAAUGCAAAACAAUGUAGAAUAUACAAAGUUUGCUUGAAUGAUACAUAUGAAGUUCCUUUUCAAUAUUUUGAUCCGUUCCUAGACAUUUCUCAAGGAAACGAUAAAGAGCGGUCUUUGGAAUUUUUUUCGAAUCUUCAUUUAGCAGCAGCCCAAAAAGUUGAUCCAGACAAUAAUGCUGGUGAAUUGCUGAUACAAAUAACACCAGAUUUAGCUCAUUUGAUAGAAGAAAAUAAAAAUUUAAGGAUAGGAAUAGAGUUUUCCUUAGAACAACCACAAGGCGGAGUUCAUUUUGUCGUUCCAAACUGUCCGGGAACAUUGGCAGAGAAAGGAGCUCACAUGUACACAUACAGUUAUGAAAAUUCAUCAAGGUUGUGGUUUCCCUGCAUUGAUAGUUUUGCCGAGCCAUGUACAUGGAAACUGGAAUUCACUGUUGAUGACGCCAUGACUGCUGUAUCAUGCGGUGAUUUAAUUGAAAUAGUAUACACUCCUGAUAUGAGGAAAAAAACCUUUCACUACGUUUUAAAUGUACCAGCUUGUGCCCCAAACAUAGCUUUAGCUGUUGGACCGUUUGAGAUUUUUGUGGAUCCAUACAUGCAUGAAGUGACACAUUUUUGCCUACCUCAACUUUUACCUACUUUAAAAGCCUCAGUAAAAUAUUUACAUGAAGCAUUCGAAUAUUUUGAGGAGACAUUAUCAAACCGAUAUCCUUAUUCUUGCUAUAAACAAGUCUUUGUUGAUGAAGUUGAUGAGGAUGUCAAUGCAUAUGCCACAAUGAGUAUUCUAAACACCAAUUUGCUCCAUUCCAAUGCUAUAAUUGAUCAAGUGUACAUAACGAAAAAAGCAAUGGCCCAAGCUGUGGUUGAACAGUUUUUUGGUUGUUUUAUAUCAAUGCAAAAUUGGUCCGAUGUGUGGUUGCCGAAGGGAAUUUCGACUUAUCUUACAGGACUAUAUGCCAAAAAGUGUUUUGGUAACAAUGAAUAUCGGCAAUGGGUACAAUCGGAAUUGCGGGAAGUUGUAAAAUAUGAAGAACAAUUUGGUGGUAUAAUUUUGGAUUCGUCGCAGCCUCCUGCUCCCAUGCCAAUAGCAGGAAACACUCCAGCUCCUGCUCCACGAGCUCCAGAUCCUGGGUUUUACUUUCCAAUAAAAAAUUUGCACACUAUGUCGCCCAAAUAUAUAGAUGUUCUUCGCAAAAAAGCUCACUUAGUUAUGCGUAUGCUGGAACAUAGAAUCGGUCAAGAACUUUUGUUACAGGUCUUCAAUAAACAGUUAUCGUUAGCAGCCAAUGCUGCACAGCAGAAAAUCGAGUCAGGACUGUGGUCACAUAUGUUGAUAAGUACCAAUGUAUUUACAAAAGCUAUUUUUACUGUUACUGGUAAAGAUAUGGCAGUUUUCAUUGACCAGUGGGUGAGAACUGGAGGUCACGCUAAAUUUACUUUGAGUUUCGUAUUUAACAGAAAAAGAAAUACUGUUGAAUUGGAAAUACGCCAAGAUACGACACAUCAAAAAGGAAUAAGAAAAUACGUGGGUCCGUUGUUAGUAAAUAUUCAGGAGCUUGACGGGACGUUUAAACAUACACUACAAAUUGAAGGGACUGUGGCUAAAGCUGAUAUCACUUGCCACAGUAAAAGUAGAAGGAACAAAAAGAAAAAAAUUCCCUUGUGUACGGGGGAGGAAGUAGACAUGGAUCUUUCAGCCAUGGAUGAUUCUCCAGUUUUGUGGAUUCGUUUGGAUCCAGAAAUGACUUUGAUGAGGGCAGUGCAAAUUGAACAGCCAGACUAUCAGUGGCAAUAUCAGUUAAGACACGAGAGGGAUGUGACAGCUCAAUUGGAAGCUAUUGAUGCUUUACAAAAUCAUGCGACUCCAGCUACAAGAUUAGCAUUGACCGACACCAUUGAAAAUGAACAGUGCUAUUAUAAAGUGAGAUUACGGGCUGCUCACUGUUUAACUAAAGUCGCCAAUGCUAUGGUUGCUACGUGGGCAGGACCCCCGGCUAUGUUGGCUAUUUUUAGAAAAUUGUUUGGUUCUGCAUCUUGCAGAAGAAUAAUUAAACAAAACAAUUUCACCAAUUUUCAGCAUUAUUUUCUUCAAAAGACGAUCCCUGUAGCAAUGGCUGGUCUGCGGAAUGCACAUGGAAUCUGUCCUCCAGAAGUUCUUUCUUUUCUAAUGGAUUUGUUUAAAUACAACGAUAACAGCAAAAAUAGGUACUCUGACAAUUACUACAGGGCUGCAUUGAUAGAGGCGCUUGGCGCCAGUGUAACGCCAGUCAUUAGCAUACAACAUGGAACUGCUAUUACAGCUGAAUCUUUGUCGGCAGACACAAAAACUAUUUUAGAAGAAGUAACGAGACACUUAAAUUUAGAAAAAUUACUUCCCUGCUAUAAGUACACAGUCACUGUUUCUUGCUUGAAUGUUAUUAGAAUUUUGCAAAAAUAUGGUCAUCUUCCCAGCACUCCACUUAUUUUUAGAGAAUAUGCUGCUUAUGGUCAAUUUAUCGAUGUGAGGAUAGCUGCAUUGACGGCACUAGUUGAUUUUACAAAAGUUGAUGGCAAGUGGGAAGAUCUGGAAUUUUUGUUGGACAUGGCGGAAGGUGAUCCGCAUCCUGGAAUACACCACAAGUUGGUAAGAUUAUUAGUUGCGAAUCCUCCGUUUGAACGAGCACAUAAGCACAGAUUAGACAGACCAGAAUUGGUCGACCGCAUUUGGAGCCUUAUAAACUGUGAAUUAUCUCAUGAUCCAAAACUGAGAUGCGACUUGGUAGAUUUGUAUUAUACACUAUACGGAAGUAAAACUCCAAUGUGCCUUCCUAUUCCAGGACUAGAUACGUUAUUAAAACCAAAAAAAGUUAACCCACUUUUUCCAGAGAGCAAAACCCCACUGCCUCCGAUACCACACAUUAAACACGAAAUCCCUAACAAUUCUGAGGUAGCAAGUAACGUUCCAACUAAAAGAAAAGCAUCACCGGUGAAAGAAACUUCUGGAAUAAUACUGCCUGAUCAUGGCCUAGAUGUGAAACGUCAGAAAAUAGCAAAUGAUCAAAAUGAUAAUGCUACUGUUGACGGAAAAACAAAGUCUGAUUAUUACAGUGACAAUUCUGCAUCGCUUCCUGGUAUCAGUACAGGUGGUCCAGUUGGCUUUGAACCUGGAAUGUUUAAAAAGGAGGUGGAUGAAAGUAAACCCAAAGGAGAUGCUUCAAAUAAGGCCAAAAAGAAGAAGAAAGACAAAAAGAAACAUAAACACAAGCACAAACACAAACAUGAUAAGCAUGGGAAAGAUAAAGAAAAAAAAGACAAAGACAAGAAUAAAGAAAAAGAUAAGGACAAAGAAAAGGAUAAAGACAAAGAGAAGGAUAAGGGUAGCAAAGAAAAAGAUCCAGCAAUAAUUAAAGUAAAGGAGGAGACAUUGAGUUCAGGAAGUUCAAGUCCUAGUCCAGACGCGUCAACUGCAACUAACGAAUUUAUUUUCCCCUAGACUAAAGAAAAUUCUUGUGUCGCGAUUUUAAGACCUGUAUUUUAUUUGUAUAUCCAUA